CGGCACGCGUGAACUGUCAACUGUGUUGUCCUGUCAACGUCACUGUCAUUGAGCUACUGUCAAGGUGUCAAGCCACCAAGUGUAAUGAAGAUUUUGGAAUCUUUGUUUUUUGAUAAACCAUUAAAUAAGUCAUACCAAAAGUAUUCAAUAUUAUUUUGCAGUACAUCCAGCGUGAAUCCUACAGUAUUUUAGACGUGUGACACUUAUUGAACUAUUUUAACUCCGCCCUUAUUGAAGGACAUUUCUAUUUCGAAAGUUGUGCUGUCAUUUUGUUUGUUGAAUAGUUUUACAAAAAAGUAUGUCAAAAUUAAAAUCCGAAUAAAAAUUAGUGUACGGUUGAUUGGGCAUUUCUAUUUCAGUGAAAUCGUGAGAAUGUUUUAUGCGGAACUCUGCUUACAUUGCAAAUUCUCCACUCAACAAUACUGCAGAUAAGGAGUCUUAUCAGACUCGCUUUGCCAGCAAAACAUUCUAGAGCGUUAAACAAUAUGUUAAUAAGUCGGAGGUCCAAUUCAUGACGAAGAAUUAAAUUUUAGUAAAAAAUGUUAUUCUCUGAAAGUGUACUUUUCAUUUGUAUCUUUGUUAGUACUCUGCUUGUAUCAUUCCAAAUCUGUGUGUGUGAAGAUGUGAAGCAUAUGACUAAGGAGGAGCGAGUGCUCCUCAGAGAGGAGGCGAGAGAUAUGUUUUAUCACGCGUACAAUGCAUAUAUGGAGAAUGCCUAUCCUGCAGAUGAACUAAUGCCUCUUAGCUGUGCUGGAAGAUACAGAGGAGUAUCACCAAACCGAGGUGAUAUUGAUGACUCAAUGGGAAACUUUUCGCUAACAUUGAUUGACACACUGGACACAUUGGUGGUACUUGGUGAUCUGGCAGAGUUCGCACAUGCAGUAAAACUUGUUAUUAAGGAUGUCUGUUUUGACAAUGACAUUGUGGUUUCAGUUUUUGAGACAAACAUCAGGGUUUUGGGUGGUCUAUUGUCGGCACAUAUUCUGACUGAUUAUCUUCAACAAAGAGAUGGAAUUAUGCCUUGGUACAAAGGUGAACUGCUCAGUAUGGCAAAAGAUGUGGGAUACCGUUUAUUGCCUGCUUUCAACACUACAACCGGCAUACCAUAUGCAAGAGUGAAUUUGAAGCAUGGCAUAAAAUCGGAUCGUUUGGAGUAUGCGCGCGAGACUUGUACAGCAUGUGCCGGAUCAAUGAUUUUAGAGAUGGCAGCUCUGUCUCGACUGACAGGAGAACGGGAGUUUGAGGAACGCGCUCACAAGGCGAUGGAUGCCUUAUGGAAAAUGAGACACCGCGGUUCUGAUCUCAUGGGAACAGUACUAAACGUGCAUUCAGGCGAUUGGGUACGAAGGGAUUCGGGCGUAGGGGCAGGAAUAGACUCCUAUUAUGAAUACUGCUUGAAGGCGUACAUUCUGUUAGGUGACAAUAAGUACCUGAACAGAUUCAACCGUCACUACAACGCGGUCAUGAAGUAUAUCUCUCAGGGACCUUUGCUGUUGGAUGUUCACAUGCAUCGACCUCAUACGAACUCCCGCAAUUACAUGGAUGCCUUGCUGGCUUUUUGGCCAGGUCUGCAAGUUCUCAAAGGUGACCUGAAACCAGCUGUCGAAACGCACGAAAUGCUUUACCAAGUCAUGCAACGCCACAAGUUCAUCCCGGAGGCGUUCACCACCGAUUUUCAAGUACAUUGGGGCAACCACCCGCUAAGGCCCGAGUUCUUGGAGUCCACCUAUUUCUUAUACACGGCUACGGGAGAUCCUUACUAUCUAGAGGUCGGGAAAAAUGUGUUGAAAAGCUUACAGAAAUACGCCAGAGUGCCUUGUGGUUACGCCGCUGUGAACGACGUAACAACUGGAAAACAAGAAGACAGGAUGGACUCGUUUGUACUAGCAGAGACGUUGAAAUAUCUGUUUCUCUUAUUCGCUGACAAGGAUGAAAUAGUUUUGAAUUUGGACGAGUUCAUUUUUACUACAGAAGGACACUUACUUCCCUUGAGCCUCUCUGGUCAUACAGCAAAUGGUAAGUAUUUGAAUGUUAGCUUAUCUGCAACGUAUAUGUUUUUAUUUUUUGUGUUCAAUUUUUUAUAGUUUCCAAAAAUCACGAAACGGAAAUUCACGACGAGAUGUCCAUGAGCUGUCCGAACACUCUCAGCCUGUUUCCAGAGUCUUUCAGGAAACC
Acanthoscelides obtectus is the source of this 2175-nucleotide messenger RNA. Lineage: Eukaryota; Metazoa; Arthropoda; Insecta; Coleoptera; Chrysomelidae. The record is from the annotation of a GenBank genome assembly.